UUUUAACAAUGUUUCGAAAUCGAUGAGUAAUCAUAGGGCAAAUAUGAAUCGGAGAACGAGUCAACGCCCACCAUAGCCCUUCCACUCUCCCCCUCCUCCCCCUCCUUCAUACCUCUAACUUACAUAACGAACCACUAGAACUAUUAGCGAGCCAUCCACCAAUUAUUCUUCAGAUCUGCUACCUACCAGUCUCGCAAACCAUGAUUGAUUAUUCCUUUGUUUCGUUAACAAGCUCAAUUCGAUGCCUGAAAGAGUGAUGGAUAUUCUGCUUUGCUUUGUAUUAUUUUGAAAGGUCUAAGUCUCACUAGCUUUAGGGCUUGGGCUUUCACACAAGUAAAAAUACCUCUUUUCUUCUGUUCCCUCUUUCUUCGGGCUAGGGAUACAGUUUAGAAUGGAAGGGAAUUCGGGUGGUGGUGGGAUAAUUGCGGGAGGGAUAGGGAAUGACGUGGAGCUGCUCUGUAAAACGUUGCAGGUGGAGCACAAGCUGUUCUACUUCGAUCUCAAGGAAAACCCUCGGGGCCGCUAUCUCAAGAUCUCGGAGAAGACGUCGGCCACCAGGUCCACCAUCAUCGUUCCCUUCUCCGGCAUUUCCUGGUUCUUGGAUCUCUUCAAUUACUAUGUCAAUUCAGAUGACCAGGAAGUCUUAAGCAAGGAAUUGCAGCUCGACACCAAGGUGUUUUACUUCGACAUUGGUGAAAAUCGGAGGGGCCGCUUCUUGAAGGUAUCAGAAGCUUCUGUUAGUAGAAAUCGCAGUACAAUCAUUGUUCCAGCAGGAAACACUCGGGAUGAAGGGUGGGCAGCAUUUAGGAAUAUUUUGGCAGAGAUCAAUGAAGCAUCAAGGCUUUUCAUACUGCCCAAUCAGACCAGUUCUGAACCCUCGGAACAUCUUGUUGGGCUUUCAGAUGAUGUAGGCGCUGGCUUCAUUUCUGGCCACAAUAGUCAACCUGCCACGAGUUCUGAAUUGAAUGUGGAUAGGUCUGUUGAAUUGGAGGCACAGGAUGAAAUUGGUAUCAUGGCAGUUUCAAAAGUAAUCAGAGCCGAUCAGAAAAGAUUCUUCUUUGAUCUUGGGAGCAAUAAUAGGGGCCAUUUCCUAAGGAUAUCUGAGGUUGCAGGUUCUGAUCGAUCUUCCAUCAUUCUUCCACUGUCAGGAUUGAAGCAGUUCCAUGAAAUAGUUGGUCACUUUGUGGAGAUAACCAAAGACCGAAUUGAAGGAAUGACAGGCGCAAAUGUGCGGACAGUGGAUCCCCCUCAAAGAUGAAUGCUAGCUUGGGGUUUGGUGAUAAAACAGAAAAGCUCAUUUUGUUGAGGUUUUUUUAGAGCAACAUGUAGGUGUUCGUCAUGGAUCCGAUGAUGCUCUCAGUUGUGAUUGCUAUUCUUCUUUUUGUUCUCUCAUUCAGGUCUGAAAUAAUUCGAUUUCUGUUUGGUCAACAGAAAGUUCGGAGAUGCUUGGCAAACUUACUUUCGAAUUGGGAAUAACAAGAAAAAACAAAAAAGUAGAAACUUGUAAUUGUCAGUUUGACAGUGUGGCACCCACAUUACGUUUGUAAUAAUGCUCGUUCAAGAUGUGUGCUUGUUUUUUUUUGUUUUUUUUUUUUUUUGGGAGGGGGGAGGGUUUACUGUACAAGACUCGAGCUCACUUCUAGCUUCCUAGCUUGUAAUGCAGGCUGACAAUUGCACUUUUGGUUUUAACCAUUGCUAAUUGCAGAUUGCAAGUACGACUGUUCA
This is a messenger RNA of Juglans microcarpa x Juglans regia, 1725 nucleotides long. Its product is annotated as transcription factor Pur-alpha 1. Gene Ontology annotation, cellular component: nucleus. Lineage: Eukaryota; Viridiplantae; Streptophyta; Magnoliopsida; Fagales; Juglandaceae. The record is from RefSeq and is a predicted model, not a curated record. The transcript is spliced from 5 exons. Gene Ontology annotation, biological process: regulation of transcription by RNA polymerase II. Gene Ontology annotation, molecular function: DNA-binding transcription factor activity, RNA polymerase II-specific; purine-rich negative regulatory element binding; RNA polymerase II transcription regulatory region sequence-specific DNA binding. The coding region runs from base 392 to 1258 and encodes 288 amino acids.